Messenger RNA from Cyphellophora attinorum, 1653 nucleotides. Its product is annotated as 2-oxo-Delta(3)-4,5,5-trimethylcyclopentenylacetyl-CoA monooxygenase. The transcript has a single exon. Lineage: Eukaryota; Fungi; Ascomycota; Eurotiomycetes; Chaetothyriales; Cyphellophoraceae. Gene Ontology annotation, molecular function: N,N-dimethylaniline monooxygenase activity; NADP binding; flavin adenine dinucleotide binding. The record is from RefSeq and is a predicted model, not a curated record. Bases 1 to 1653 code for a protein of 550 amino acids.
AUGCCUGCAUCAACUCGUUCUCGCACCGACGGUCCCACUCCACUCCCCAAUCAUGAAGGAUAUGAUUACGAUGUUGUCAUCAUCGGAGCAGGAAUGUCUGGCUUAUGCCAACUAUACCAUGUACAGACGCUGGGAUUGAGUGUCAAGGUCUACGACGACGCAGCGGACGUAGGAGGGACCUGGUUCUGGAAUCGAUAUCCCGGUUGCCGUUUCGAUUCUGAAAGCGAGUCAUACUCGUUCUCGUUUUCGCAGGAACUACUGGACGAAUGGUAUUGGAAGGAGCAUUUCUCGAGUCAACCGGAAAAUCUGAAGUACUGUCAAUACGUUGCCAGGAAGUUUGGACUGUACAAACACAUCCAAUUCAACACGCGAGUCUCUUCAGCCCACUGGCAAGAAGAGUCUCGAACAUGGAAGCUGACCGCUGCCAAAUCGGGCGAGCAGGUAACGUGUCGGUUCCUCGUUACAGCCAUUGGCCCCCUAUCAGCUCCAACCCUACCGAGCGAUCUCGACAUUGAAAAGUUCAAAGGAGAAUCAUGUCAUACCGCCAGUUGGCCGCUAACUCCUGUCACUUUUGAAGGAAAACGAGUGGCUGUGAUCGGAACAGGUGCCACUGGCAUCCAGGCGAUCCAGGAGGUCGCAAAGACAGCAAAGCACUUGACUGUCUUCCAACGUUCGCCAAACUGGUCCUGCCCGCUGGGUAACAGUCCUGUCUCCGAAGAGAAGAUGAAGCAAAUCAGAGAAAACUAUCCCAGCAUGUUCAAAAAGUGCACCGAGACGUAUGGCUGUUUUGUGCACGAUGGUGACCCUCGCUCGGUCUUCGAUGUCACCCCAGAAGAAAGAGAUGCCUUCUGGGAAACGCUGUACGCCGCGCCGGGCAUGGGAAUGUGGGUCGGGAACUUCCGCGACCUUCUCGUCGAUCCCAAGGCAAAUGAGUUGGUGUCUAACUUUGUUGCUAAUAAAGUCCGGAGUCGUGUCAAUGAUCCCAUCACUGCAGAGAAACUGAUUCCAAAGCACGGUUUUGGUCUGAAAAGGCUCCCUCUCGAAACCAAUUACUUCGAGGUUUAUAAUCAGAAAAAUGUCGAGCUGGUCAGCCUGCUAGAUACUCCUAUCGAUCGCCUUACCGAUAAAGGCAUCCAAACAUCAGACAAUAUUGAACGAGAGUUCGACAUGAUCAUCUAUGCCACUGGAUUUGAUGCCCUGACUGGUUCAUUCGACCGGAUCGACAUCCGUGGUGUCGGUGGGGAGAAGCUGAAGGAUCGAUGGACGCCAUCUCCACAGACCUGCCUGGGGCUUAUGGUUGAUAACUACCCCAACAUGAUGAUGGUCUUCGGACCACGUGGAGGUAUUGGAAACGCUGUGCCGGUGAUUGAAUUCAAUGUUGACUGGAUCACAAAGCUGUUGUCCUUCGCUAAGGCCAAGCAGCUGACGCGGUUGGAGGCAACGAAAGAAAAGGUUGACGAGUGGACAAAGCACGUGAACGACUCCGGAGCGAAUGUUUUGGGUUCAGAUGUAGACUCGUGGGUGACAGGUGUCAAUCGUAAUGUGGGAAAGACGACCAGGAUUGUGGCGCGCUAUGUUGGUGGAAACAUUGACUACCGACAACGUGUUACCAGAGCUGCAGACAACGGCUAUCGGGAUCUUUCUCUUAGUUAG